Molecule: messenger RNA, 393 nt
Organism: Fonsecaea erecta
Lineage: Eukaryota; Fungi; Ascomycota; Eurotiomycetes; Chaetothyriales; Herpotrichiellaceae
Exons: 1
Coding region: 1-393 (130 amino acids)
Source: RefSeq, a predicted model, not a curated record
AUGCCCUCGACAAUUAUUCGGAGAUCCACCGAUCAAGGAUCGGCCAGCACCAAGGGUACCAAGACUUUCACAGGGGAUGUUUGGGUUGACCCAAUCUACAACACACCAGACAUCAAGAUCAACAACGUCUUCUUCAGCCCGGGCGCUCGCAGUUUCUGGCACACGCAUGAGCGGGGUCAGCUUUUGAGAGUGGUCGCGGGCUCAGGUUGGAUCUGUGACAGGGGCAGUGAACCCCGACGUCUGAUGGCAGGGGACGUGGUAUGGGCAGCCCCGGGAACUACACAUUGGCAUGGCGGCGACGAUGGAAGUUACAUGUGCCAUUUGGCGGUCAGUCAUGGCUCGACGAGGUGGCAUGAAGAGGUGGCAGCUGAAGAUCUCCCCCAGAAGAAUUAA